Molecule: messenger RNA, 6231 nt
Organism: Peromyscus eremicus (cactus mouse)
Lineage: Eukaryota; Metazoa; Chordata; Mammalia; Rodentia; Cricetidae
Gene: Nacc2
Product: NACC family member 2
Exons: 6
Coding region: 175-1935 (586 amino acids)
Biological process (GO): regulation of transcription by RNA polymerase II
Molecular function (GO): protein binding; RNA polymerase II cis-regulatory region sequence-specific DNA binding; DNA-binding transcription factor activity, RNA polymerase II-specific
Source: RefSeq, a predicted model, not a curated record
UGCUGGGCGAGGUCGGAGAAAGUCCGCGGGCGCCGGAGCUCGGGGACGCUGGAGCACUUCCUGCCGCGGGCGGCGCCGCAGCUGCCCAGGCCGGACCGGGCCGGGUGCCCGCAGAUGUGCCUCAUCCAGUCUGUCCCACGCUAAGUCUGAAGCCCACCCACCACGGCACCCGCCAUGUCUCAGAUGCUGCACAUCGAGAUCCCCAACUUCGGGAACACAGUGCUUGGCUGUCUGAAUGAGCAGCGCCUGCUGGGCCUCUACUGCGAUGUGUCCAUUGUGGUCAAGGGCCAGGCCUUCAAGGCCCACCGUGCAGUCCUGGCCGCCAGCAGCCUCUAUUUCCGAGACCUCUUCAGCGGUAAUAGCAAGAGUGCAUUCGAGCUGCCGGGCACUGUGCCGCCUGCCUGCUUCCAGCAGAUUCUGUCCUUCUGCUACACAGGCAAGCUCACCAUGGCGGCCAGCGAGCAGCUCGUGGUCAUGUACACAGCAGGCUUCCUGCAGAUCCAGCACAUCGUUGAGCGGGGCACAGACCUCAUGUUCAAGGUGAGCUCACCCCACUGUGACUCGCAGACCGCCAUGAUCGAGGAUGCCAGCUCAGAGCCCCAGAGUCCCUGCAACCAGCUGCAGCCGGCCACUGCUGCCUAUGUCGCAUCCCCUUCUGUGCCCAUCCCACUUCUGACCCGGGUAAAGCAUGAAGCUAUGGAGAUGCCACCUGCCACUGGCCCGGGCCUGGCGUCUAAGCGCCCCCUGGAGACGGGCGCUCGAGAUGGUGUGGCAGUAGCUACAGGUACUGCAGGGACACCUGGCACAGCCCCUCUGAAGCUGCCUCGAGUCUCCUACUACGGAGUGCCGAGCCUGGCCACUCUCAUCCCCAGCAUCCAGCAGGUACCCUAUCCCCAGGGGGAGCGGACCAGUCCUGGGGCCAGCAGCCUGCCCACCACUGACAGCCCCACCUCCUACCACAACGAGGAGGAUGAGGAAGAUGACGAGGCCUAUGAUACCAUGGUGGAGGAGCAGUAUGGCCAGAUGUACAUUAAGGCCACAGGAAACUAUGCAGUGCAAGAGAAGCCAGAGCCGGUGCCCCUGGAGAGCCGCUCCUGUGUCCUCAUCCGUCGAGACCUGGUGGCACUGCCUGCCAGCCUCAUCAGCCAGAUUGGGUACCGCUGCCACCCAAAGCUCUACUCGGAGGGCGAUCCUGGAGAGAAACUGGAGCUUGUAGCAGGCUCCGGGGUCUACAUCACACGUGGCCAGCUCAUGAACUGCCACCUGUGUGCAGGGGUGAAGCACAAGGUCCUGCUGCGGAGGCUCCUGGCCACCUUCUUUGACAGGAACACACUGGCCAAUAGCUGUGGCACUGGCAUACGCUCGUCUACCAGUGACCCAAGCCGAAAGCCGCUGGACAGCCGAGUCCUGAACGCUGUGAAACUGUACUGUCAGAACUUCGCCCCCAGCUUCAAGGAGAGCGAGAUGAACGUGAUCGCUGCAGACAUGUGUACCAAUGCUCGCCGUGUCCGCAAGCGCUGGCUGCCCAAGAUCAAGUCCAUGCUGCCAGAGGGCGUGGAGAUGUACCGUACCGUCAUGGGCGCCUCAGCCGCCAGCCUGCCCCUGGACCCCGAGUUCCCACCUGCUGCCUCACAGGUGUUCGAGCAGCGCAUCUAUGCCGAGCGGCGAAGUGACGCGGCCACCAUUGUGGCUCUGAGAACUGAUGCUGUGAAUGUCGAUCUGAGCACCUCGGCCAAUCCUGCCUUUGAGGCUAGUGAGGAGGUGGAUGGGGCAGGCUCGGUUAUCCAGGAGGUGGCUGCCCCUGAGCCGCUGCCUGCUGAUGGCCAGAGCCCCCCUCAGGCCUUUGAGCAGGGCAACACCAGCUCCAGCAGGCCUCAGACACCAGUGGCCACAGCAGCAAGAAGGCCAGAGGGCACCUAUGCAGGGACCUUGUAAGGGGCCAGCAAGGCCGCCUCACAAGGGACCAAGUACUAAAGCUGCUUGCAUGCGUUACUAAUACAAACAAAUGUGAUCAAGCCACUUACCUACUGAACCGCUACUGCUGCCUGACAGAAAUGUGAUUUUUAUUCUGCCUGUAUUUAAAAUGGAUGAAGGAUACAAACGCAUUCAUUAUACUGUAAACAUUUAGGCCACUGGCCACGCUCUGGGAGGAAGGUCCCAGGGCAACUUUUUGAUAUUCCUCAGCUCAGUCUCCCAUGGUAGUGCUCCCCUCCCCCUUCUUGGGGAGGUAGAAGAGGCCACCAGGUCCCUGGUGUCCGGCCCUGACCCUGACUCAUCUACCCUUCCUAUUCCUCCUGCUCUGAAAGCGGAAGCUGGGGUAGUAGUGGCCUGUGGGUGGAAGGGCAGAUAUGACACACUCCAUUUCUUACCCAUAAGGACCCCAGUGGGGCAGUGCUGGGCCUCCGGAGGCCAGAUUUCUCUUGUAUUCCUUCCUCCCAAGAAGCCACCCGUGUGUGUGUGUGUGUGUGUGUGUGUGUGUGUGUGUGUGUGUGUGUGUGUAGAGAGAGAGAGAACGAGAGUGUGUGUGUGCAUAUGCAUGUGUGUGCUCAGAGACCAGUGAUGGCCCUCAGCAGUGGCUGUGGCUGGUCACCCGGGGUAGGGGAAGGACGAGGCGUUCUCCCCCCAUACCCGUGUCCUCACUCUGCUCCACCCAGACCCCCAGCGGCUGGCCUGCUGACCGCCCCCCCAGGGUCUCCAUGCCCCUGGCCAUGGCUGGCCUCACUACCCUCUGCCUCCCCAGCCACUCUGGGAUUUUGCUUUUUUGCUGUUUUUGUUUAGUUCAGAUCUGUUUUCGUUUGUGGUUUGGAAACUUUCAGACCCAACAGGGCAAAAAAGUCAGUGAGGGACGAAUGUCCCUGCCCCUAGCCUACUACAGAUUUGGGUGAAUACAUGCCCAUGGACCCCCUGUUGGCCUCCCACUGGAGGCAGAGGGGGCCCAGGAAAGAACAGCUAGCCGUGUACAGUGAGACUCAGCACCAUGGGCUUACCGCUCACUCUGAAUACCUGUGUAGUUGGCUGCAAGCACAGGCCCGGGCUGGGGCAAUAGGCAGGUGUAGAUCUCACUGGGGACCAGAAAGUUAGAGAAUCAUGAAAGGGGUGCCUGAAAGAGGGCCUUUGAGGACAGCUGGCCGGCUUUAAGCUGGUGUUUAAUCAUUUUUAAGUGUGGGACAUGCUCCUGAGGCCACUUACCCAAGUGUCUCUUCUUGGACUCUUGUCCAGGGACUGCCCGCUCACCUGCAAAGCCUAGCAGCUCCUGAAGUGCCCAAGGACACCCAUGACGCCAAACUUGAAAGGUCUAAUGUUCCCUAUCCCUCUAUACAUCUUGAAUUUGCUGCCCUCUGAUUCCACCCCCACCCCCACCCCCGUGUACCCACAGGCUGGGUAGUCUCUCCCCAUCUGGAGGGCCAUGGUAGGAGGGAGAGCCUGAGGUGCAAUUUAGACUCCUUCUGUGUUGUCCCCUACCCCCCCCCCCCUUUUUUUUUUGCUGGCACUUCCUUGCCUUGGAGUGGCCUCACAGGUAGCCCUCACACUGUGUGACUCUAAGUAUGUGUCUUCCCCCUCUUCUGAAAGACCUGUGGUUUGGGAAAGGGGCAUCAUGGCAGGCACUGUGGGAACUGACCUGAGCCCCCUCUCCCUGCUCCUUGGCAACCCAAGGCCUGCAUUCCUGGGGCAAGUACAGUGGCUAGCUAAUGUCCAGCUCUGGAACUAGCCGCCCAGAGAUGGAUCUCUCACCUCUCCCGUUCCCAUCUUAGGUAGGUUGCAGCCCCAGCCAGCCGUUAGUGACUUGGACCAAACCCUCCUGGUGCUGGGAGAAGACCAUAGAACUGUGGAGGGUAUGGCAGGACUGGGGGGCGGGGCACUGCGCCCUUCCCCUCUGGAAUAUUCCUUCAUCUGCUUUCCCAACCCAAAUUUGCACUUUAGUUUGACCAUCCCUGGGGACCUUUGGGAGACAGACCCACCUGUUUUGGCUGGUGGCAAAAGGGCUCUCUCUCAUCCCUCCACUCCAAGAUGGGCAUGGUCUCCCCCCUGGGCCAGCAUAGGGAGGGUGCCGCUGGCCACUGGAGGAGACGGUGGCCGCCCAGAAUGCCUGACCACUGCUCGGGCUAGCACAAUGUCCUCAACCUCUGUCCCUUAAUGUGUAUAAUUGCCAUCUGUUUUGUUCUGGGUAAGGAAGGCAAGAGCUGUAGGUAAAACUUCAAUAAUAUUAAUUAAAUGUGAAUGGAUUCUGAGCUCUCCCUGCGCCCCAGGUGGGCCAGGCAGAGCGUUUUGCACUAAUGUGUCCCGUGGUGGACGUGGUGGGGAGCGUUUGCAGACAUGCAUGGCCAAUGACUGUACCUGCUUGGGGGGGGGCACUCCCUCUGCAUCUGAAUGUACUGCUAGGCAGGCGGGUGGUAGGCCUGGGCUCUGAGGGGCCUUCCAGAGUGCCUUAGCAUCUUUUGAUUAUUUUUUUUCCGAGGAAAACCAAUUUAAAAAACCGGACUCCCCCUCCUUUGUUUACAAGAUGACUAAUUCCAGAACCGGGGCUGUCUCGUCCUGCCACGUGACCCUGACUUGUCCAGACCCUGUAGAUGAGAUCCUCUCAGUAUUCGUUGGAUGUCUGCACCCUUGUUCCUAGCUCGACUACUAGCAAUAUACAUAUACUAUGUAGAGUCUAUUGUAGAAACUCUUGCUACAUCAGCAUCUUUGCCAUGAGGACAGUUGGGACUGGAUGGAUUGUGUUGGAGCUGCUGGGGCAGGGCUGGAUCCAGCCACUGCUCUUGUGCCCUCCCCGAGGCAGCCGGACGGACUACAGCAGGUCCAGGGCAAGGGACCAGAGACAGGGCUGAUACUGUGAGCUUGGAGGGGCUGCCUGCCUGCCUGCCUGGCCGUCUCAGUACUUGAAUUCUGUCUUGUUUUCUAUACCAGUUGCUUCAGCUAGCGUCUGAUUUGCUGUCUUGCUUUGCCCUUGAAUGUGGAUGCAGCGGUGUGUGAAAGGCAAUCGAGGCGAGACCCUGAGGGUCCUGCACGGUGUGACUGCAGGUCUGGGCCUCCAGGAAAACUAGCUGUGUGGCAUUUGUUUAGAACCGAGAGGAAGGUGGAAGGAAGGGCCUCUGAGGGACUGGCAAGCUGGCAGGGUCUGUCCCCUCCAGGGGACCGUGGGGUGCCUGGUGCUACCUGAUUCAACAGCAGGAACCUCCUAAGCCCAGUGCUACCCCUGUCCUGCCCUGCCCGCCCCACCCCAUUGUGCCCUGCUUGGGUUCCCCAAAGGUGGUGAUUUGUAGCUGAAGUGGGAGGAGCAGAUGGCCCACCAACCAGCUGAAAACUCGAGAGACCCUGUUAGAAUCUGCUUGCUAUGGAUCCCGAAUUGGAAGGGUGAGCAUGUGACAUCUCAGCUUUACCCACUGCUUCGGAUGGUGCUGCUGCUGUGUGGUUCUGCCUGAUGUCAGCCAGCCCAGCCUGUGCUGCGGAAGAAGGGCUUGCUACAGAGUGUUUCAAGAAUGGCAAAGGUGUUUGCUUUUGUUUGUUUUGUUUUUCUAGAAAAGGAAAAGGAUGCGCGACCUAAAGCAUUCUGAUUGAGUAGCCUCCGCUCGCGUCCCAACAGUCGCCUCGUUGCAAGCGUUUUGCACACGAUUGUGAUUUUUAUGUCAAAAGAAGCCAAAAUUUGCAAUACUAUUUUUAGCAGACAAAAAGAGAAAGUAUAAAAUGUAUAAAUAUUUUUGACUUGAACGUUCUGGGUGGCUCUGGGUGCAAGGAGAACGCUCGUCCCUUCGGUGGGAUGUUUGGAGAAAAGGACCCAAGAGAGAGGGUUGUUUUGAAGGCACUGUCUAGGGGUUAAAGUAGUGUCAUAACUCAUGACUGUUAGAAAAUAAGUUAAUAAAAUCAGUUGCUCCCUACCUCUAAGGAGGGCUUCACAGAACCACUGAGCUAGAGCAGACGCCACAUCUUGGCUUUCUUUUGUUUUGGGGAGGAGGAGGCCUUUAUUUUGUCCCUCCAGCACCCUCCUCGCUCUUUCUGUGCUGUGACCCCGUAGUGACAAGACUGUUACUUUGUAGCCAUGGCUGACAACAUUGUAUCAAUAACUAAAACCACCGCAAUGUGGGCAAGCUGACCAGGGAAACCCGAGAGCUGUGAGCCUGUGCUCAGAGCUGUUUCAGAGGUGGAAGUCCAUGACAAACAAAAGGAUGUCAUCAUUAAUUGUAAAGCGCUUUGUAAAAUUCACAUUUACAGAAUAAUAAAGUCAAUUCAAACCCA